UUUAGAUCUUCUGCCCCUUUUUACUUUGGGUCAGCCUUUACCAGCAAGAGAUGCUGAGGACUAUUCCCUGGGGAAUUUGCUGGUGCGGGAAGGGGGAGGCUUUCCUUCCAGGGUUCCCAGCAGUAACAGAGGGCCCGGCUUGUUUUCCAGGUGGAAUGGAUAGCAGGGUUUCAGGCACAACCAGUAAUGGAGAGACAAGACCAGUAUACCCAGGCAUGGAAAAGGCGGAGGAGGAUGGCACCCUGGAGCGGGGCCAGUGGACCAACAAGAUGGAGUUCGUGCUGUCCGUGGCCGGGGAAAUCAUUGGGCUGGGCAACAUCUGGAGGUUCCCCUACCUCUGCUACAAAAACGGGGGAGGUGCCUUCUUCAUCCCCUACCUCAUCUUCCUCUUCACCUGCGGCAUCCCCGUCUUCCUCUUGGAGACAGCGCUGGGCCAAUACACCAGCCAGGGGGGCAUCACAGCCUGGCGGAAGAUCUGCCCCCUCUUUGAGGGCAUCGGCUACGCCUCCCAGAUGAUCGUGGUCCUCCUCAACGUCUACUACAUUGUCGUCCUGGCCUGGGCCCUCUUCUACCUCUUCAGCAGCUUCACUGUCGACCUGCCCUGGGGGAGCUGCCGCCACCACUGGAACACAGAGCACUGCGUGGAGUUCCAGAGGACCAACGGCUCCCUGAAUGUGACUUCCGAGAACGCCACCUCUCCUGUCAUCGAGUUCUGGGAGAGGCGCGUCCUGAAGAUCUCGGAUGGCAUCCAGCAUCUGGGGGCCCUGCGCUGGGAGCUGGCCCUGUGUCUCCUGCUCGCCUGGGUUAUCUGCUACUUCUGCAUCUGGAAGGGGGUCAAGUCCACGGGCAAGGUGGUAUACUUCACAGCCACGUUUCCUUACCUCAUGCUGGUGGUCCUGUUAAUUCGAGGAGUGACGCUGCCAGGGGCAGCUCAAGGAAUUCAGUUCUACCUGUACCCAAACCUCACGCGACUGUGGGACCCCCAGGUGUGGAUGGACGCCGGCACCCAGAUCUUCUUCUCCUUCGCCAUCUGCCUCGGGUGCCUGACGGCCCUGGGCAGCUACAACAAGUACCACAACAACUGCUACAGGGACUGCAUCGCCCUCUGCUUCCUCAACAGCGGCACCAGCUUCGUGGCCGGGUUUGCCAUCUUCUCUAUCCUGGGCUUCAUGUCUCAGGAGCAGGGGGUGCCCAUCUCUGAGGUGGCCGAGUCAGGCCCCGGCCUGGCUUUCAUCGCUUACCCCAGGGCUGUGGUGAUGCUGCCCUUCUCUCCACUCUGGGCCUGCUGCUUCUUCUUCAUGGUCGUCCUCCUGGGGUUGGACAGCCAGUUUGUGUGCGUGGAAAGCCUGGUGACGGCACUGGUGGACAUGCAUCCCCGUGUGUUCCGUAAGAAGAACCGGAGGGAGGUCCUCAUCCUCGGAGUGUCUGUCACCUCCUUCCUCGUGGGGCUGGUCAUGCUCACAGAGGGCGGUAUGUAUGUGUUUCAGCUCUUUGACUACUAUGCAGCCAGUGGCAUGUGCCUGCUGUUCGUGGCCAUCUUCGAGUCCCUCUGUGUGGCUUGGGCCUAUGGAGCAGGGCGCUUCUAUGACAACAUUGAACACAUGAUUGGGUACAGGCCAUGGCCCCUCAUCAAAUACUGCUGGCUCUUCCUCACACCAGCCGUGUGCACAGCCACCUUCCUCUUCUCCCUGAUCAAGUACACCCCACUGACCUACAACAAGAAGUACAUGUACCCGUGGUGGGGCGAUGCCCUGGGCUGGCUCCUGGCUCUCUCCUCCAUGGUCUGCAUUCCCACCUGGAGCUUCUACAAACUCAGCACCCUCAAGGGCUCUCUCAGAGAGAGAGUUCGCCAGCUCAUGUGCCCAGCUGAGGACCUGCCCCAGUGGGACAGGGCAGGACCCUCUGCCCCGGCAACACCCAGGACAUCACUUCUCAUACUCACAGAAGUGGAGUCUCACUGCUAGGGGGACAGGCCCUGGGACAGUCCAGUAAGCCUGGCUAUGGGGACAGUUGCAGAAGGAAAGGGCAGCAGCAGCCCCACUGUGUUUCUUUGCCCCACCGGGGUGGGCAAGACAAGAGGGGACAUUUUGGAAUCCUCCUCCUGAGCUGGGCUUCCACCCCAGGUCCUCUGCUGCAGGGGUGGCUGGACCGGUGUGAAGGGCCAGUAUUAAGGGGACUUGGGAGGCUGCGGGAGGGACAGGAGCUCUUUUUGGCUUCACUUCAUUCCAUUAAAUCCACCUUCUUCCCACCAGCUGCUAGCACUUCUGCCUGGUUCCUGCCCCACCUCACUUGCUGCCUUGACCACCCCCUGAUUUUUAAAGUGGGCCCUUAGGCCCGCCCCCUCCCUCUCCCUUCCGGCACCCCUCCCCCCAGGUCCUCCAUCACAAGACCCUCCGGCAGAUGGGCCGGCUCACCUCUAUCCCCGCACCCGCUUCACCCCGCCCCAGUCCCUCCCCUCCUCCUUCACUUUGUGGAUAAGAAAGGCAAUAGAGGGGGGGGGGACAAGGAAGGAGGCCCCUGAGCCCUCGCUGGAGGAGGGAGGAAAAGGUGGUGAGCUUCUUCCCGCCCGAUUUCCCUUGCCGUGUCCUUGUCUGACCCCAGCCGCCAAAACGGUGUGUGUGCGCGCCCAGGGCUUGGUGCUAGGGGCGCGAGAGAGCGACAGCGGUGACCGCUGGCCCCAGGCUGCAGGUCCGCGAAGCUCUGGCAGAGCGGGGCACUAGCCGGCUCGGCCAGCAGAGGGAGCAGCUUCUCCGGGACCAUCACCGCGCAGCUCGGCCCGCAGGAUGGACUCCGACGCCGCCACGAGGGGUGGCACCGCGGCAACCUCCGCUGGGCUGCAGGGCCUGGGCGCUUGGAUCGCCUGACAGGAGACAGGUGGAAGGCAGAGCCUUUGCGCCCUCGGGGCAAUGGACGUGGCCUCGGCCCUGCAGCGCCUCUCUCCGGGAACGUGUGUGGAGCGGGAGUGGGGAAUGCGGGCACACAGCGCAUUUCUCCCCGACCCGUGGAAGUUCGCUUCUGCCCGUAUCCCCAUCUCUGUUCAGAUGGCUCUUCUUCCAGGGCUGUUCCCGGGAGGGGGAUUCUUAGAGCUGCAGACCGAGGUGCACAGUAUUCCCUGGGUGAUUUUCUUAGUUUUUUACUUGUCAGGUAGUGGGAACGUGCACUGAAGGCUUUGCCUGAAAUCUUUGGGUUUUGAUUCUUUGUUGUUGGGAGCGUUUAUAAAAAUCAAUGACAGCAGCCCUACUGUGUGUCAGUCCUGGCGGCUCCUUCCUGGACAGUGACUGGCUGUGCACUCCCAUCCCCACCCUCCAGGGUGCCAGGCUCAAGAGGGUCCUAAGAUGGGAGAAAUAAGUCUGCUGGAGAAACAGGCAGGAACUGGAGGUACCACACCUGGCAUCCCCACCCAUCUGAGAGCAUGUGCGGUGCACUUGCUUUCUGAUGCUGUGCUGUGCUCAGGACCCACGGGAGCAAAAACAGAUGCAUCUCUUGAAGGACAAAUACUAUGAGAGAAGAGCGCAGGCUCUGAGAAAGAACAAGUGGAUGUGGGAAGGAUGAUCUAGUUCAGGGGGUCUGGGAAGGCUGUUCUGAGGGUGAGAUAUGUCUCUUUCACCAUCUGACCGAAGUUGCAAGACCCUGGGAGGCCAGGGAGGUGGGCCAGUCAGUUGUGGAGAUUGGCAGCUUUGUUAAUGUCAGGACAAUGUGAACCAGGAUCAGGAGGUAUGGGUUCUAGUCCUCACCUGCUGUGGACCUGCUGGUUUCUUUGUGGAAUUCGGGUCUUCAUUUUCUGCAGAGAUGAUACUGUGCACCCCACCUACACUCGGGUUUGUGGACAUAUUUCAAGCAAAUCCAUCCUAUUCUCCACGACCCUACUCCCCCCUGCCCCACACUGGGCUGUCAGUGAAACAGAAAAGCCCAGAAAGAGCUCAGAGACCUCUUGCUGCCUCUCUGGCUUUCCCAGCCCCAGGCAUCAGGCUUUAUUGGACCCCAGAAAGAAGGCUACACAUUUCUGACCUAAGCAUUUUUCCUAGGAGGCAGGAGAGAGGAGCUAAAAUAUCCUGCAUGCUCUGGCCCGAGGGUCCUGCUCAGCACCAGCAGUUUUGUCCAAGAAAAGCAAGACCUGAGUCCUCCAAGCCCUGUUCUUUCCCCUGAUUCUGGGAGAGCAAUGCCCUCCCAGAAGAGGGAAGACCGGGAUCAUUUUUUUC
This is a messenger RNA of Phacochoerus africanus (Common warthog), 4199 nucleotides long. It is a transcript of the gene SLC6A13, whose product is annotated as solute carrier family 6 member 13. Gene Ontology annotation, cellular component: plasma membrane. The transcript has 14 exons. Gene Ontology annotation, molecular function: gamma-aminobutyric acid:sodium:chloride symporter activity. The record is from RefSeq and is a predicted model, not a curated record. Gene Ontology annotation, biological process: sodium ion transmembrane transport; neurotransmitter transport. The coding region runs from base 51 to 1964 and encodes 637 amino acids. NCBI's taxonomy places the organism in Eukaryota, Metazoa, Chordata, Mammalia, Artiodactyla, Suidae.